AGAGAGUCGUUAGGGGGCGGAGCGUCGAAACCGAAAGUAAACUGUGGGGAUUUCCCGGUUAUUUGCCCUCCGUGAAUUUUUGUCAAAAAGAGCAAGGAGACUGAAGUGUUGGAGGAGGGUUGAACUGAAGAGAUGGCUGAGAGGAGGAAGAAGAGGAAGCUCAGUGCUCCUCCGUCUGAGGAGUCUGAACAGCCAAUCAGCACCAGCGCUGAACUUAUCAGUGAUACCGAGUCCACAGCACCCAGCGUUGUUUCUAUGAAGAGUGAUGGAUCCAUGUUCAAGGGGAUUGAUUUUGGUCACAAAGACAAUCAAAGCCAGACGACGGGGAGUUCCACAGCACCCAGCGUUGUUUCUAUGAAGAGUGAUGGAUCCAUGUUCAAGGGGAUUGAUUUUGGUCACAAAGACAAUCAAAGAGAGCAGAGAGGGAGUUCCCCAGCACCCAGUGAUGUUUCUAUGGAGAGUUAUUCAUCAACGUUCGAGCCGAUUCUUUUUGGUCAAAAAGACAAACAAAGCCAGAAGACGACACCCAGCUUUGUUUCUAUGAAGAGUCAUUCAUCAAUGUUCGAGCCGAUUCUUUUUCGUCAAAAAGACAAACAAAGCCAGCUGACUGGGGAGUCAUCCAGUUGUUCAGUGUGUAAGGAGGCUUUAAGGGAUCCGGUCCAUUUCGCCUGUGGACACUGGUCAUGCAAACAGUGUGUUGGCUCAGACUGGGACCAGAGUGAUUUAACAGAAGUCUACCCCUGCAAGAAGUGCGGAAAAAAACCCAGAAACCUCCAGAAAAACAUUGAGGAAUACAUUAGGGACAGUCCUUUUUUGGCAGAAAAGAAGUUUAAAGAAGCAAUUCAAAACAAGUUUAAGAUGGUAUCUGAAGGUAAUGGUGACCCAGGGAACUCUCUGGACAGCAUAUUCACAGCGCUCUUGAUCACCACUCAAGAAAGUGAAGGGCCUCAUGAUGAACAUGUUUUCAGAAGUAUCAAACAAAAGUCGGCACCAGAAUCUCCUAAAAAAACGGUCAACCUCAGUGACAUCUUCAACUUUCUGCCUGGACCAACCAGAACAGUCCUGACGAAGGGCGUGGCAGGAAUUGGAAAAUCAUUCACUGUGCAGAAAUUCAUUCUUGACUGGGCCGAGGGGAGAGAAAACCAGGACAUUGAUUUCAUUUUCUGUCUUGCUUUCAGAGAGAUCAAUUUGAGUAAAAAUGACAAAAGUCUGCAUCAGCUUCUGACUGAAAGUCACCCUGUACUCCACGAACUUAAGAAUUCAGAGGAUCUUGUGAGAGCCAGGGUCAUAGUGAUCCUGGAUGGCCUGGAUGAAAGUCGGUUUGAACUGGACUUUAAGAACAAGAAGGUAACAUCUGUCAGUGAAGUAACAUCUGUGGCUAAUCUCCUUGCAAACCUCAUCGAGAGUAACCUUCUUCCGAAUGCUAAACUCUGGAUAACUUCCCGUCCGGCAGCAGCUGAUCAGAUCCCUGCAGAGUUUGUCGACAUGGUUACAGAGAUCAGAGGGUUCAGCGACCCUCAAAAAGAGGAGUACUUCAGGAAGAGAUUCAGUCGUGACUCUGGCCUUGCUGACAGAAUAAUUUCACACAUUCACUCAUCGCCGAGUCUCGACAUCAUGUGUCAGAUCCCGAUCUUCUGCUGGAUUUCCGCUGUAUUAUUCAAGGAGAUCUUUGAAGGAGAUGAGAAGGCCGACAUCCCGAAGACUCUUACAGAGAUGAUGGGACAUUUCCUGUUCGCCCAGAUAAUACGUAAACAUAGAAAAUACUAUGAGAAGACAGAGGAAAACAAAGAGCAACUGUGGAAGACAAACAAGGACUUGCUUCUGAAACUCGGCAAGCUUGCGUUCAUCCAGCUGCAGAAGAACAACCUCAUCUUCUACGAUGAAGACCUUCAAGAUAUUGGCCUAGACCUAAAAGAGGCAAUCAUCCACUCUGGAUUCUGCACUGCAGUCCUCAGGGAAGAAGAGGUCUUUUCUCAGAGAAAGGUCUUCUUCUUUGUGCACCUGACCGUACAGGAGUUCUUCGCAGCACUGUAUGUGUAUGACUGUUUCACAAACCAGAAAACAAAAGAGCUCAGCGACUUUCUUAAUCUGAAGGGCAAGAACCAUACCCUACUUGAUCUCCUGAAGCUGACAGUUGAGAAAGUGCUGGAGAAAAAGAACGGCCACUUGGACUUCUUCAUGCGAUUCCUCCUUGGCCUCAUGGUUGAAGACAAUCGUAGAGUUCUUAAGUGUCUGCUGGAAUCCCCAGACCCAAGCCAAGACACCAAAAAGAAAAUCUUAACUCACCUCAAGGCGAUACGAAGGACUCUUCCUCCAGAGAGUUGUAUCAGCCUCUUCCAGACCAUGGUUGAGAUGAGGGAUCACAAAGUCAAGGAUGAAAUCCAGGAAUACCUCAGAUUGCCAGAGCGUUCCAAAACAGAGUUGACUCCCCUGCACUGCUCUGCACUGGCAUACAUGCUGCAGGUAUCGAAGAAUGAUCUGGAGCUGUUGGACUUGAAGAGUUUCAACACAACAGACGAAGGAAGAAGGAGACUGAUACCAGCAGUGAGGAUCAGCAGGAAGGCAAAAUUAGCACUAUGCAAAGUGACAGAAGAAUGGGUUGAACACCUGGCCUUUGGUCUCAAGUUCCCCUACUUACCUUUAAGAGAUCUUGAUCUGAGCAACAAUGACCUGAAAGAUUCAGGAGUAAAGCUGCUCUGUGGUGGACUGUCCAGUUACUGCUGCAGACUGAAGAUACUGAGGUUGUCAGGUUGUCUGGUCACAGGAGAAGGCUGUGCUCAUCUGGCCUCAGCUCUAGAGUCCAACCCCUCUCAUCUGGAGGAGCUGGACCUGAGCUACAACAAUCUUGGUGAAGAAGGCGAGAAGAAGCUGUUUAAGCUGAAAGAUGAUCAACAAUACAAGCUCAAAAACAUCAACGUUGAUCAUGGUGGAAUUCACAGGAUGAAACCAGGAUUAAAGAAAUAUGCCCGGGAACUCACUUUCGAUCCCAACACAGCCCACAAUAAUGUCACUCUAUCUGAAGGGAACAGAAAGGCGACCUGGGAAGUGCAGCCGUGGCAUCCCCAUGACACAGCCAUGUUAGAUCAGAGCCAACAGGUGCUGUGUGAACAGGGUCUAGAUGGGCGCUGCUACUGGGAGAUUGAGGCAUUGCAGCCCUUAAGGAUUGGGUUAAUGUACAAACCCACUGGGGGGAAAGGGGAUGCGAAUGAUUGCAAGCCGGGAUACAAUGAUGAAUUUUGGUUUCUACAUUGCUCUAAAGAUGGUUGUUAUGUUCUGCACGACAACGAGAUAAUCAGUGUUUCUUCAUUCAGUUCACGCUCUAGUCGGGUAGGAGUGUACCUUGAUUGGCCGGCUGGCACUCUGUCGUUCUAUAAAGCUUCUUCUGACAGUCAAACCCGCCUCCAUACCUUUCAAACAACGUUCAAAAGCCCCGUCUAUCCUGCUGUUGAACUCCAAGCUGGUUCCUCUGCAUUACUAUGCCAGCUAACAUAAACAUGCUAGCACUGUUUUUACACGAGCAACGUAGGGUCGGAAUCAGUGGAGCUGUAUGAGGCAUUGAAACGAAGGGUCAUCCCCAGGAGAACCAACAGACUUACGAAAUCUUAUAAAAUACUUUCUAUGGUCUAAAAAAACAAACUUUCUAACAACCGAAUCAACUUUGAGAUGCAUAUCGUUAUUAGAAAUUGGUCAUAGACUUCAGUUUUUUAGAUUAGCACUUGUCUGCUGCUGUGUCUGCCUCACAGAACUCUGCUAGUGAAACGGGACGGGAGGGUCCGGGGGAAAGUGUGGAGAAAGGAGGAGAAGAGGGAGAAUAAAGAGCAUUGUUUUGUUCUGAAAAUCUGCUCAGAAAGUUGCACAGUGAACCUUUAAAGUUUCUCUUGUGCUGAAAAGUAGGAGUAAGAAAGUUCCUUAAGCAAGGCAGUAAAAGAACAAGACUUCUAAUUCAUUGAGGACUCAAGCUGUUUCUUUAUAGUCCAAUCUUUCAAAAGUCUACACCGGUAACUUUAUGAAGCAUUACAAGCUCAGUCGUUUUGUUUACUCGUAUAAACUUUAUUUUUGCACCUCAUGCUGAGGCAGAAAAAUCCUUGCUACUUUUUACUCGAAUCAUUUCAUCCUCCUUUUUUUUUACAUCAAUACAGAAUAUAGAAUGGAUUAACCAAUCACUGGGACUCGAGUAUGCUGCUAUAUAACAUCAAAAUAUAUAUUUGUUUUUGUGUCCGAACCCCACCAUAGUGUAACCUAAGUGGUGGCAUAUAAAAAAUGCAUGAUAUAAUCUUUUUUUUAACAUUUUUUCAGGGUUAUAACAUACUACAAACCAACCAUUGUCAUCUUUACAGAAAAUGUUAAAUGACCCAUGAUAUGUAGACUAUAAAAAGCAGAUUGUGUUCAAAGGUCAUACCAGUAUAACCUGUUGGUAUCAGUAUCAGCUGGUUAUGAAUUAUGUUGUAAUUGUUUGCAGUAUUCAUUGUUUUAGGUUUGGGGUCUGUUUGCUGAAACUUUUAUAUAUCAUAUAUAUUAUUUGAACAUUUUUGCAACACCAACAUUUCCAUCAAUAUCAUCUUUACUCAGUGUUAAGUGCAUAUUAGAAAAUGUUAGCCUGCUAUUCCACCUAAUGUAGAAGGUGGACAUAACAAUAACUUAACUGUUUAACGU
Messenger RNA from Labrus mixtus (cuckoo wrasse), 4653 nucleotides. RefSeq names its product NLR family CARD domain-containing protein 3-like. Gene Ontology annotation, molecular function: protein binding. The transcript has 12 exons. The record is from RefSeq and is a predicted model, not a curated record. The coding region runs from base 133 to 3492 and encodes 1119 amino acids. NCBI's taxonomy places the organism in Eukaryota, Metazoa, Chordata, Actinopteri, Labriformes, Labridae.